AAUGGCCUCAAUCAACUCAACGAGCCGACAUAUCUCGUUGUCGAUCGACAACAGAAUGUAUACGUGUCAGACAACGAGAAUCAUCGUGUAAUGAAAUGGAAUAAAGGUGCAAAAGAAGGUAUUGUGGUCGCUGGAGGACAAGGUGAAGGGAGUGCCCUGACACAAUUGUCUCAUCCUAAUGGACUCUUCGUUGACACAUUGGGUACACUCUAUGUAGCAGACUCGUAUAAUCAUCGUGUAAUGCAUUGGACUCAAGGAGACAAGAAACAAGGUGCUGUAGUUGUGGGUGGAAAUGGUCGAGGAGAAGAAGCAAAUCAGUUCAACUACCUCCGUGGUUUGUCUUUCGAUCGACAAGGUAAUCUCUAUGUCGUCGAUUGGGGCAAUGCUCGUGUUCAACGAUUUUCUAUUGAAUAA
This is a messenger RNA of Rotaria socialis, 414 nucleotides long. The record is from the annotation of a GenBank genome assembly. NCBI's taxonomy places the organism in Eukaryota, Metazoa, Rotifera, Eurotatoria, Philodinida, Philodinidae.